ACUAAAGAGAGGAGACAGAGAGAGAGAGUGGGAAAAGUAAGAGUGAUAGGUAGUGAUGGGGUGGGCCAUAGCACUCCACGGCGGCGCGGGCGACAUCCCACUCACUCUUCCGCCGGACCGCCGCCUGCCUCGCGAGGAAGCCCUCCACCACUGCCUCCACCUCGGCGUCCAAGCUCUCAAAGCAGGAAACUCUGCCUUGGACGUUGUCGAACUUGUGGUCCGUGAACUUGAGAACAAUCCACACUAUAAUGCUGGCAAGGGAUCAGUGUUAACCAGUGAAGGCACAGUUGAAAUGGAAGCAUGUAUUAUGGAUGGAAAAACCAAGAAAUGCGGUGCUGUUUCCGGUCUCAAAACCGUCGUUAAUGCCAUAUCCUUGGCACGCUUGGUCAUGGAGAAAACUCCUCAUAUCUACCUUGCAUUUGAUGGAGCUGAGGCAUUUGCAAGGGAACAAGGUGUUGAGACUGUGGAUUCAAGUCAUUUCAUUACUGCAGAAAAUAUUGAACGGCUAAAGCAAGCAAAAGAAGCCAACAGAAUUCAGCUUGAUUACACAGAACCGACUGCAAAAGCUCCGAAGAAUGAGAAACUGAUAGGGAACGGUGAUAGCCAACUCGGGACAGUUGGAUGUGUGGCAGUUGAUAGCCAGGGGAAUUUAGCCACUGCAACUUCCACUGGGGGAUUUGUCAACAAGAUGGUUGGGAGGAUUGGGGACACUCCCAUCAUAGGAGCAGGAACCUACGCCAACCAUCUCUGUGCAGUUUCCGCUACGGGGAAAGGUGAGUCCAUAAUCCGCGGCACGGUUGCAAGGGACGUGGCUGCUCUCAUGGAGUUCAAAGGCCUUUCUCUCAAAGAAGCUGCAGCCUAUGCUGUGGAGAGCGUUCCAAGAGGCACUGCUGGCUUGGUUGCCGUGUCUGCCACGGGAGAAGUCGCUAUGCCUUUCAAUACAGUGGGCAUGCUCCGUGCCUGCGCCACCGAAGAUGGCCAUUUGGAGAUUGCAAUAUGGCCUUGAAAGUAAUAUUGAGUAGUGUAUCUUGAUUAGCUCAAGUCGUUUCAACAUGAGAAUUUGUUUUCCGCAAUGUUUUCCUGCAUUAGAUUUUUCUUGUUUCUGAUACUUUGUCCACUAUCCGCAAUUUGGUUGACGAAUAACACAAGAACUACUUGGUUGGAAAUCUUAUGUUGGGACCCUUUUGAUUUUAUUCCCAGGACAAAGAGAACUCGCGUGUGUCAAUCAUGAGUAAUGUCUGGCUAGUUUUUCUCGCA
Molecule: messenger RNA, 1257 nt
Organism: Morus notabilis
Lineage: Eukaryota; Viridiplantae; Streptophyta; Magnoliopsida; Rosales; Moraceae
Product: isoaspartyl peptidase/L-asparaginase 1
Exons: 4
Coding region: 56-1006 (316 amino acids)
Molecular function (GO): hydrolase activity
Source: RefSeq, a predicted model, not a curated record